This is a messenger RNA of Calypte anna (Anna's hummingbird), 5580 nucleotides long. It is a transcript of the gene MED22, whose product is annotated as mediator complex subunit 22. The transcript is spliced from 3 exons. The record is from RefSeq and is a predicted model, not a curated record. NCBI's taxonomy places the organism in Eukaryota, Metazoa, Chordata, Aves, Apodiformes, Trochilidae. Gene Ontology annotation, biological process: regulation of transcription by RNA polymerase II. Gene Ontology annotation, molecular function: transcription coregulator activity. Gene Ontology annotation, cellular component: mediator complex. Bases 153 to 575 code for a protein of 140 amino acids.
AUGGUCCCAGCCUCCGCCCCGAGCCCGCCAUCACCCACCAUCUUGGAGUGAGGAAGAGAAAGGCGGAGCAGGGAGAGCCGGGAAGUAUCUAUGGGGCCGGGGCUCUCGCGAGAGGAGGAGGAGCAAGAGGAGCAGGCGGGGCAAGGGCGGCCAUGGCGCAGCAGAGAGUGCUGCCCCAGAGCAAGGAGACGCUGCUGCAGUCCUACAACAAGCGCCUCAAAGACGAUGUCAAGUCCAUCAUGGACAACUUCACCGAAAUCAUUAAGACGGCCAAGAUUGAGGAUGAAACUCAAGUCUCCCGAGCAACGCAGGGUGAGCAAGAUAACUACGAGAUGCAUGUCAGAGCUGCAAACAUAGUCCGAGCUGGUGAAUCCCUAAUGAAACUGGUGUCUGACCUGAAGCAGUUCUUGAUCCUCAAUGAUUUCCCCUCUGUGAAUGAAGCUAUCAACCAGCGUAACCAGCAGCUGAGAAGCUUGCAAGAGGAGUGUGACAAGAAGCUGAUUGCACUUCGGGAUGAGAUCUCCAUUGACCUCUACGAGCUAGAAGAAGAAUAUUACUCUUCCAGGUACAAAUAGGGCAGUGGACUUCUGCCUUACGACUGCAGCCCUUUUGAGGUGGUUAGUCCAAACAAAUAGUCCUUAGAGUAUAGGUCUUGAGAAUGUUCCCAACAAAUUUUCACUCUGGUCCUUAAUUAGGUCAGAAUCUUUUUCUGCAACCCUUUUCCUUUAGAUAGCUUACAGGGUGUAAAUAUGGUGUAAAUGUCAUGGUGAAGGAGGCAUUCACAGCAUCCAAGUCUAGGUACCUGCUGUAGUUGGCUAGAUUUGACAGGUUAUUUGCUUAGCCUUCCUUUGUAAUCAUUGUAAAAAGAGAUUAAUUUCCUUGGGAGUACAGGCUUCUGCCUGGCACCUGCCUGGCUCUGAAGGAGCCUCUUUCUUUCUCCUAGAGAGACCAGUUUGCUGAGCUGGGUCCUCAUGUUGGAUGAAAUCACCACAUUUUGUGGUGAGUCCUUUCCCAAGUGCCCUGGUUACAGAGUGUGCCUUUUCCCUUGUAGUUCCCCCCCUCAGCUGCCUGGAGGCCUCUUGAGGUGAACAUCUGAAAUGAGCAAAAAAGACUCAAUUUGCUCAAUUUCAUUGCUUUAUGAAGUGUUGUGAUAGGAUUUUUUAUGAAAGACAAUAAUUUGUGAGAUUUUUAAUAUUUUAAAAAGACUUUUAGAAAACAAGCUUUAGAGAAUUCAGACACUUUAUUUUUUUGUUAUUUUCUGUCAUGCACUCCAGCACUUCUAGUUGAUGGUGCAGUAAAUGAAAGCAGGAGAAAACAAAUGAGAACCUGAUUAUUUUGGCUGCACUGUCCAAGCUAAGUGAAGUCAGUACAAUAAUACUGUGACUUCUAAACAAAACCUUAACUUUUGAAAAUCUUAUUUAGAAUUUUAAUGACCAGGUUUUCUAUUUUUGCCUUUCCCUUCUUUCUAAAAAUGCAGAAUGCCUUUAAGCCCAGCUAAGUCAACCAAAUCACUAAUUGCUUGAUCUUUUUGGAAGUUUGGCCAUUUUCUAUGUGUAAUGUAUGUAUUUUAAGAGAAAAAAGAUACUGAUACAACAUAGCUUAGGAACAAUUAUGACAUAGGAAGAGAACCAGAGGUUUAGAGGUGGUAAAGGUUUCUCAGUUUUUUUGGGGGGUGUGUAGAGAUCCCAGAAAUGUCUCAGAAAUGAAGAGUGGUGGUUGCAAACCCAGACACCAGUCCAGGCCCUGCCAGGUGAGGGGCACAUGGAGCAAGCACAACACUGAGCUGUACCUAGAGUGAUGUGGAGUGACAGUGCCUUGUGUUUCUCUCACCCUGUGUCACCAGGGUGCCACCACUGUGUGCCAGUAGCUUUUCUUUCUGGACUAGGGGGUUCUGACUGUGCUGCCAUGGUCUGUUCACCUGCCUGGCACCAGCUGCCACAAAAAGCAACCCUUGAGAACAGAACUAACAUCUUGGUGUCUGCCACACAGAUUUGCCUUCGUGGCCUUGCUUGUAAGAGAGGUGCCAAGGUGAGGAGAGGUGGCAGAGCUGUGGUCCCUCCCCUGCAGACUGUUCCCAUGUAGCACUUGGUCAUUUGCUUUCUGCACUUCUUCACUUCUGUGCUCUCUCCUGCACCAAAGAAAUGGCAUCUGUGUAUAAAUACAGAAGCAGCCAUUUAGUCAAAGUCCUUUUAUAAUUAGAACACUAAGGUGUUUUUAAUGAUUGUCUAAUGUGAGGAAAAAGAGUUGUUGUUCCAUUGUGUAGUCACAGAGUGACAAUCAUGUUUAAAUGACUGUCAAUGCAGCAGCUGGUUUGCUCACAAACAGGCAUCCUGGGCUGUCCUGGCACCCCAGCUGCUGCUUCAGCAUCGGGCUUGAUCCCCUGGGAUUUCUAGAGGUGUGCAGUCCCCUGAGGCCAGGACAGGGGCUCCAUACAGCUUCUCCCCUGUUCUUCAGUUUCCCUGAAGGUCACCUCAUAGUGUCUUCGAGGCUGUCACUUUAGGGAAGGCUGUGGGAAGGGGAGCUCCCUGUGCAGCUGGUGCCUGUGGCAUGGAAUGUCACUGCCCAGGAGCUGUCACUGCUGCUGUGCUGAGGGGGCUGAGGAGGCAGCCCCUUGCCCAUGGUGAGUAACUAACAGGAUAUGUCUCAAGUGCAGGGUCAGGCUUCUUUGCCAGGUGUUUUACGUGUACCUGGGGGUUUUGCUGAGGAGACCUGAAGGCAGUUCCUUGAAGCUAAAGCUGACUGUUCCGAAGGAAUCUUUGCUUUCAGUCCCAGCUGUAGCUCUGUGCACAGACCUGGCUGUGUGAUCCAAGGGGAAGAACAAAGUCCCUUCCCCUCAGCCAAAGCACAGAGUAGCAGACUGGCCUGUGCUGUCAUGGGCUGUGCAGCAGCUGGUUGUUCACCCUGACUUCUGAGGAGUGGUACAUGAGAAGUGAAGCUUAGACUUUUGGAGCAGUUCUCACUGUGGCAGCAGGUGAGGAAGUUAUACAGCUAAAAAUUCUGUAGUAACCCACCUGCCAAGAUGUGUAAGACUGAUAGAAAAGGAAUUCUGGUUCUGUCCUGCCGGGUUCUGCUAACUGAACCCAGUUUCACUGUGAGUUUGGGGGCUGUAGGGAAGGGUGAUCUUCCAAGGGAUUUUACAAAAGCCCCAGAUACAAAGCCUGUAUCCACUGCCUUCUUCUAUGGACAAUACAGCCAGAAAAGAGCUCAAAAGCAGAUGCUUGCAAAUAGUGCUUUGUGUGCUUCUCCCCCAAAGCAGUAACUCCAAGUCCAGCUUGCCUUCUCUCAUCCUAAACCCCAAACUUGCACUUACGUUCCAUUGCUCCUUCCUCUGAGAUCACAGAAGCUCUCCUGAGUGUUGGGUUGGAUCUCAACAUGCUUUCAUGUUUGUGCAAUUGUGAAGUGUCUCAUAUUUCUUCACUUAAAAUAUUUCCCUAAGCAUCUAUUCGAGUCCAUACAUUAAAAAUAUAAAUAAAGCUGCAACAACAAAACCACUUGACCCAUUGGGUUUGUUUUCCUGUGAAUGCAAGCUGCUUUCUGCUUCAGCACUCACUUUGUCUUGGGUGUGUGUUGUGUGUGCAGCUCCUUCUUCUCUUUGGAAUUCCAUUAUUCCAUUCUUCCAUUCUUAGUUGUCUUUUUUUUUUCCUUUUUUUUUGAUUUUGUCCCUUCCACGUUGUGUUUUCCUCAGAGCACAGGGAAGAAUUAGUCACUGGAUUAAAAACAUGACUCCCACAGUGCUGGUUCAUGCAGCUCUGCAGUUGACAGUGAUCACAUCCAGCAUAGCUGCUUGCAGAGGGACAGUUCAGGCUCUGCCGAAGGUGCUGGGAGCUGGCAGUACUUUGUAAUCUGGCUGGGGAGCUUCAGGAACAGAGCCAGACCUUCUGUGGAGUGCUUUGCUGAAAGGGCAGGGGUGCAAAUAGGUUUGUUCUUGAUCAUGACACAGACAGGCCCUAAAACAGUGCUAACUUUUUUUGCUGAGUUUAAAUUAGGAGCAGGGGUGAUUUUUUUUUUUUUUUCCUUGCAUUGAUUGUGAUCAAACUCCAAGUAAAGUAAACAAUGGGUGAGGUCCUUGCCUCACACAGAUCAGUAGAACUCCCCUAUUUGGGGUGCCAGAACUGCAGCCCAGAUCUUUCCAGGGACCCACAGUCUGGAUUAGAACUGAGCCAUGGUUUUGCCCACGAAGUUCAAGUCCAGCCCUUAAUUAAUGGGUGUCAGGAAGGCCAGUGUCACAGGACUUGUGAAUUUAUGAACACAAACCUUACAUCCAUGAACAGGGGCUCUUUUUUGCCAUUUUCUUAACGCUUUGCUUCUGUCUUGCUCCCCCUCCCCCCCUCCCUUCUUUACGGCAUCUGCUGUCUCUCCUUAAUGUGCUUGUUUGUUCUGGAAAGCUACAGUCUGUGUGACAGCAGUGACCUUCCCCUCUGCGAGGCCUACUGGAGACAAGACUUUGCCCCGCUGUCCCCGGAGAGCUUCUCGCUGCCCGUGACGGCGGCCCCGGCAGAGCAGAGCCUGGCGUCCUCCCGGAGCUCCACCCCAUCGCAUCCACACCUCAACGGGCACGGGGCAGGCCCCGCCGAGCACUCCUGAAGAGGAUCCCGGGCUGCCCAACCCCUUCCUGCUGCAAGUCUUCCAUCUGCUGUACCGAGAGAGCCUCUCCCAUGGUCAGGAGAGGGCUCUGGAGCUGCGUUUGCAGGUUGCUGCUCACGGGAGAGCCCCAGGGACACUUCCACUCGGGGACACUGCCCUGGGUGUUCCUCAUCCUUGGGAGAGGAGUGAUGGGUAAAUGCACAGCUGAUUGUUCUGACAAGAUAGAGCUAGGUUUGCUUUAAGUGAUAAGUUACCUGUAGAGUUUGUUAGAAAUCCAGUUUGUUCCCAUGUGAAUGUCAGCCGGGAGGUGCUGGAGUGUUGGGAGAUGAGUUUGUUUGGGUUGAACUUGAGGCAAAAGCACGGGCAGGGAGUGUUUGGUUUUGUGUUUUUUUAUCACUCUGCUUCCCAAGGUUGUGGCUGCUUUAAAGCUCUGGAGGCCUGGCCUCCCCUCUGCAUCACCACAGCAGGAAGCUUGCAGCAUUUUUUACACUGCAGUCUUCACUCUCGAGUGCUCCAGAGACCUAAACUUGUUGCUUGCAGCCGUGUGGGAGGAGGCUCCCGGAGACUCCUCCAGGAGCAGUGUUCCCUCUGCAAGAGGAAGGGGCAGAGGGAGGAUGAGGCAGAGGCCACACAUCCCGAAUCUGAUUCCUGUUUCAGUGUUCACACAGGAACUUGACAAGAACACAGGCUGAGCUAACACCAAGCCUGUGUUUAUGUCAGCCAGCAGUUUUGUCUCCUGUUUUGUCGGUUAUUCCCAUUUUCCUCCCCAAAGCAGCAGCCCGGUGCUCCUUGUGCAGCUGUUGAGCAGCUCAGUGCCAUCUCCUGCCCCUUUCCCAGCAAACAACCCAGGCUGCUGCCACCUCUCCUCUCUGAAGAUGUGAAUUUUGGUCUAUAUAUUAAUUUUCUUCCAUUCCAUUGAUUUUUUAUUUUUUUUUUUUUGUAUUUAGGUGGUUUAAUAAAACUAACUGCUUCCUCGUAACUUUCCAGCCGUGUUGU